Molecule: messenger RNA, 5016 nt
Organism: Drosophila takahashii
Lineage: Eukaryota; Metazoa; Arthropoda; Insecta; Diptera; Drosophilidae
Source: RefSeq, a predicted model, not a curated record
UGUGCGGAGCCAUUUAAAUCGCUCAACCGUUUUCCCCCACGGUUCCAGGCGGUUCUUUUCGAAACCAACUGAAACCGAAAACAUAACAAAUGGCCCAUUCGGAAGUUAUCAUUAAAUAUAUCGAGUAACACACGACUAACGAUACUGGGCAUGCGCACUGCCUUUAAAUGUGAUUUUUAUCAGCGAUAAAGCUGUGAUUUUUUUUGGGUUUACUUCGCCGAUCGAUCGAUAAUGAUAAAAGGGAAAAAACAAGGUGCAUCCAGUUAGUGAAACAAGCCAUAAAUUAGCAAAAGUUCGUUGAUUGACGGUCAGAACGCCGCGUCAUGUUGUUGCUGCCAACGGAAAUAUGUCCAGCAGCAACAGCAACAAUAACAACAGCAACAGCAGCAGCAACAACAACCAUAAACAACACCAAAAGUUGCCCAACGAAAAGUAAUUUGCGAAAAUCAUAAAAAAGUAGCGUAAAUAACUCCCGGCUCUACGAGAUCCAAGUGGAGCAAAACUCAAAACUCAAAACGCAAAGAGCGAAAAGCACAAAGGCCAAGCGCAAAAAUAGCCAGAAAAUUGCUGGAAAUCUUUUGGUUCACACCAAAACAAGAAACCCCAGAAAUAAGAACAAUAUUCAAGAACAACCAGAGCAACAACAGCAAAACAGCAAACAGCAAGUGUCGCCGUUUUCUUAGGCACAAAAACCAUUCUGUGAUAUCUCAAGACCCAAAGAUGGCAUCGUUAACCUUGCACUUGAUAGUGAUAGCUCUGCUGGCGUCGACUGCGCUGUCAAAGGCGGCGACACCAACACCAACAACAACCACACCAACAACAUCUACAACAACAACAACAGUGACGCGACAGCGCGGCAGAGGCGUCGCCUUCCAGGGGGAGGGGCUGCGGCUGGGGGGCGUGGCAUCUGUAUCUGCAUCCACAACCAGCACAGAGGCGCCAACGUUGCGGGCACCGCGUCAGCGUCGUCCGCCCACGACGAAAUCGAUCGAUAUAACGGUGACGGUGACCCCGAUUCGCAGUCGCGGUCGCAGUGGCAGCGCAGCGACGCCUCUGCCGCCGGUCAGCACAACAACAACUGCUGCUGCUAGGCUGCUGCAGCGACGUCGCAGCAGCACUUCCAGUACAACAACAACAACAGGAGCAACUCCAGCAGCUGGAAGAUCUUCCAGGGAUCGUGGAAGUGUGAGGGGGCCACGACAACCGCGCGAUACGCCCGAUUCGAGCAUUCGACGGAGUUGGCAGUCCGCCCAAGCGCCCACCGCCACCCCCUACCACGCCCAAACACCCACUUUCAGUUCCAGUGGCAGUUCCAGUUCCACUUCCAGUGGCGGUACCACUUCCAGUCGAGGCGCACUGAAAACGCCGCGAAUGAUCCAGCGCCUGGUGGCCGGUCACAUCCACAAUGCCCAGGGACACUCCACCUACGAGGUGUCGGCGGUCAGUGCCAACAGCUCCUCGUCUAGUUAUAAUCCUUCGACGAGUGCCAGUUGGAGUUCCACUUCCACUUCCAGUUCCACUUCCUCCACUUCCUCCACGACGACGACGACGAGGCAGCCGCCUUUGAAGAGCAAGGCGAGCAGCAGCUACCGACUGGCCAAACCCUCGAUCAGGCCGAGAUUGAGCAGCACAGUGGCCCCCAGUCGCUUCAGUAAUCCGCCCAGUACCUCGAGAUCCACCACUCCCCUGCCGCCGACGAGUUCCAAUACCCCGAAUCCUUUUAAGGACGACGACAACGAUGAUGAGGCGCUGCUGAACGAACCGGAUGACUUCGACGACAACUGGGACAAUGGGAUCCUGCGGCUGAGCGCCGGUUCGGGCAAGGAGGCGGAGGCGCCGGCCAAGAAGGCCCCAGGAGGAGCCAAGGAGGACCAGAAGAAGACGCUGGCCGACCAGGUGAGGGACGGCAAGUAUGGACUGAUCGAAAGGGAGCUCUUCCGUCGCGUUCCCAAGCGUCCGGGAGUGCUGAGCUAUGCCCGCAACUCGGAGGUUCCGCUGGACAAUGAGCGCAACUAUGGAGGCCUCAACGAGGAGGACAUCUGGCUGGCCGAGGAUCACCUGCUGGUGAUCAAGGGUGGCUCCCUCAACGAGGAGACCGAUGACAAUCAGCCGGGGGGUGGUGGCCUGCCCUGGCCGGCCAUCGAUGACUACGAUGCGCCGGGAAGGCAGAUCAAGUUGCCAGCCAAUCCAGCUGUGCCGCCUCCAUUUCCCGUGCAGCUCGAGCCGCAUGGGCCGCUGCAGCUUAUCCGAGAUAAUCAACUCGAGAUCCUCCGUCCGGCGGCUGGCAAUGCAACGCUAUCCGGGAUGGUCAACCACCAGAGCGACCAGGGCGCCGGCGCCGGCGAAGAUCUCGCAUCGCAUCCUGUUGCCCGGACGGGAGCGACUGCAGCAGCUACGUCGGCUAAGUCCAAGGAGGCCAAGGAAUCCCCCUCCUAUGUUUAUCCCGCGCCCUAUGCCCCCUGGCUGCUCUACCCCGCCAACGAGACGACGUCCAAAGGCGGGUUGCUGAGAUCGCCGCCGCUUUUGGGACCCUGGCUGAUCAACGGGCUGAAUGGCUUGAAUGCCUCUCUAGUUUCUGGCGGGGAUUCCCAAACGAAUCUGAGCGAUUUCGACGAGGACGAUCCCUCACUCUACUAUCCACCAGCCUACACGUUUGUCUACAAGUCCAACUACUCGAAUCCGGUGCCACCGGGUCCCUUGGUGCCCGGCAUAGUCCUGCCACCGCCGCCGGAUCACUUCAGUCGACUGGAGGGCAGCAGCACCAGGAAACCACCCACAAGCACUACUUCUACAAGUAGUACUACUUCUAGCACUACUACUACUACUACUACUACCAGUACCACACGACCACCGCUGCCCAUUCGCACCUCGUACAAGCCCAAGUACAAUGGGAUCACCUAUCUGCCGCCGCAUCCGAGGCAGAAACAGUAUGUGGAGCGAGUGCCCGUUCCGGUGGCAGUGCCCAUACCCAUUUACCCCGUCAACUAUACGCCGCGUCCCCAGCUGGUCUUUGUGCCCAGCUCCACGGAGGAACCGGGAUCGGGUUCGGGAUCUCGAGAUCCCCCGCUCUCCAAGUCGAACCCCAUCUACUACGAGUACUUCGAGGCCAAGCGGCAGCCGGGCUCCAUCAAGUCCAACGUCAUCGACGACUUCCUGGCCACCAAGCCGCCCAAGCGGCAUCAUCAUGGCCAGAGUAACCAGAUAUAUGGCCACCAUCACCAUCAGCGGGAGCAUCUGCAGCACUACAAGGCGUCGCCGAGUCCGGCAAACGAUGUGGCCACCGCCGCCGAGGUGGUCAACAUCACGCCCAAGCCCAGGACCGCCCAGCUGCAGCUGCACGCGGAGUACGAGGCGUCCCUGGGCCAGCUGCUCAGGAGCAACCUCAUCUCGCCCCAGGAAGCAGGAGGAGGAGUGGCAGUCGGAGCCCAUCCGGGGCGAUUCCAGGCCCCCGACUUUGACAAGCAGCCCUUCCUGCCCAUGGUGAACUACAGUGCGGACGAGCAGGACCAGAACGCCUUCAAGGCCAUCGUUUACCAGCCCAAUCCCAAUCCCAGUCUGAAUCCCAAUCCCGUCCAGCGGCAGCGUCACCUGCGUGUUGGCAAGCAGCAGCUGCAGCUGGAGCCCAGCAACUUGGAGGCCUCUCCGCCGCAGGACUCCUAUCUGCCGGGUCGCCACUUCCGGGUGGGCAAGCAGCAGCACCAGCAGCAGCAGCAGCAGAUCUACGAGCCGCAGGUCUACAGCACCCCAAUUCCCCAGUUUGUGGACGAUCCGCAGCAACUAAGGCCCCCAUCUCCGGUCCAAUCGAAUCCUUUGCAGUUCUGGCAGCGACCUCCGCCGCAGUUUAAAAGGGUGCGACCCAGCAGCAAGCAGGGUCACCCUCAUGUCCAUCCCCAUUAUCCGCCGUACUAUGUGCCCGGCUAUCCCAGUGCUCCGGCGGGGGAACCCCUGUACCGCCUGGUGCCCGUGGCCCAGCACAAGCACUGGAGGAACAAGCAGACGCAGCAGCAGCAGGUGCAAUCGCAGCCCAUCCAGGUGCAGGCCCAGCAUCACAAUCAGAAUCACAACCAGGGUUAUCCCGAUCGGAGCGUUAAUAUUGGACACAGUCUCGCCGGCGACAUCCUCGUCAACUACAACACCAACAAUCAGUUCAAUCCGCAGGCGGAACUGGUGCCCCAGGCCCAGUUGGCCGCCCCCCCUCCGCCGCCGCCGCCGCUGUCCUAUCAGGCCCAAAGUGGCCAGCCCCUGUGGUCCGAAAGGGAGAGGAGGGAGGGAGAUCGGGAGCGGGAUCGGGAUCGGGAGCGAUCGGUGAGACAGUCCAGGGAACAGCAGUAGUACUUAUAUAUCUUAAAAAUCCGAGUAAUCAUGUCGAUAAUGAUGGUUUCUAUGUCAUUGAUAAACGUAGUGUCAAAAUGUGAUCUAUAGGGAGGCCAAUCCGCAAUUCUUUUUCAUUCAAUACCAUUUCAUAUCAUUCACAACCAAUCCCGAUUAUGGUCUCAUUUUCGUAUUUGAACAUUUUUAUUUUUAUAACCCGAAAUAUUCCUCUCGAAAUCGCUGAAAAAUUGAAUUCUUCAAAAUGAUUUCUUUUAUUCGAUAAAAUCAUCAUUUUAAUGGGUGUUUUGUGGGCGUUUCUUCUUUGCCGCUUCCAUUUCGACUUUUAUUUAAGCUCCCAGUUUAUUUCGCGUUCUUUGCUACCACUAACAAAUAGUUACGUUACGUAGAGCUGGUCAUUUAAGAGAUAAACCCCGAUUUGGUCCUGCUGUGCUGCCAACGUCUCGAUGGCGAUCGACAAUCGAUACAUAUCGCCAAUCGCUGACAGAGUUGCAACAAGCAAAUACACAUACAUAUAUAUUUAUACCAUAUAUAAGUGUAGCUAUAUCCCUAUGCGGUAAUAAUAUAUAUUCACAAACCUAUGUAAAUAAAAAACGAGUGUAGGCGCUACCGACACCACUUAGUCCUAGGGGCAGUAAAAUAUGUGCAUCAAUGUAUGUAUACUUUAUCGAUACCGUUACCGAUGUC